Molecule: messenger RNA, 2085 nt
Organism: Drechmeria coniospora
Lineage: Eukaryota; Fungi; Ascomycota; Sordariomycetes; Hypocreales; Ophiocordycipitaceae
Exons: 2
Coding region: 1-2085 (694 amino acids)
Biological process (GO): ergosterol metabolic process
Cellular component (GO): endoplasmic reticulum membrane
Molecular function (GO): ergosterol O-acyltransferase activity
Source: RefSeq, a predicted model, not a curated record
AUGCAGUGUCAAAGUUCCCCAUCGUCAACGCCAGUCUCUGUCACAAAUCAUCUCCAAUCCGCCACGCUGUUCCCUACCGCGUCUAGAUUUCCUCUCCUUUCCCGCUUUCACGGUCUCACCGCUGCACGCACUCGACCCACGACUGCCGCUCGCUCGCUGAUCUUGACUGGCUACUCCCCGAUCGAUUCCAUUUCGUCCUGUUCUGUCAUGAGUCCCUCCGCUCCACCCGUCGGUUGGGACCCUGUUCGUACGGGAGGGAGAGAUGAGUUCGGCAACAGACACCGUCGCAAGUGGCCUCGAUCACGCCCAUGGCUCUCACCUGUGGUCGAGGAAGCUGCGGAAUUCCAAGCCAUCUCCUCAGCAGAUCUCGCAAAACGACCGUUUGGCUCCGCCCGCCGACGCCGGGAGCGACCUCGCGAGGUGACUCAUCUUCCCAUCCUCUCCCCAUCCAUCCUACCACUCCCCCCUGCUUACACCCUCUCUCUCAGCGGCCGCUCCACGCCCAUUCCAGAAAAUGCCCCCCCGUCGACCAAGUCCCUCUCGUCGGCCCGCAGGCUCGCCCGCGCGCAGGAGAAGCGUCGCAUCUUCCCGACCGUCGACUACGCCUCCCGCGUCUCCCACUUCGACCCGGCGAGCGACUACCGCGACUUCCAUGGCUUCUUCACUCUCUUCUGGAUCGGCCUCGCCAUCAUGGGAAUCACCACCAUGCUGCGCAACUUCAAGGACACCGGCCACCCCAUGCGCAUCAAGAUCUGGACCCUCUUCACCGUCAAGCUGUGGCACCUCGCCAUUGCCGACUUUCUCAUGGUUGCCAGCACCGCCCUGAGCCUGCCGCUGCACCGCUGGGCCAGGAGCGCGGCCCCCGAGAGCCUCGCCACCUGGAAGUACGGCGGCAUGGCCGUCCAGAGCCUGUAUCAAUCUGCCUGGCUCGCCCUUUGGAUCGGAAUCCCCUUCUGGCUCGAGUGGACCUGGACCUCGCAGGUCUUUUUCCUGCUCCACACCAUGGUCCUGCUCAUGAAGAUGCACUCGUACGCCUUUUACAACGGCCACCUCUCCGAGACGGAGAAGCGCCUUCGCGCCCUCGACAACCCCACCUCCGGUGCCGACCGCGCUCCCGCCUACGUCUACCCCACCGCCGACCUGCGCAAGGGGAGCGUCUCCGGCAUCCCUUCCAUCCCGGACCCCAUCAUCAGCCGCGAUCCGCCCGCCCCGGAAGCGUUGACCCGCGACGAUGAUGCCGACGGCAUCGCCGGCGCCGACGAGCUCGAGGUUCUCCGCGAGGACCUGGCCCGGGAGCUUAUCAGCCCGAUGGGCCAUGUCACCUACCCUAGCAACCUCACAUGGGCCAACUACUUGGACUUCCUCCUAUGCCCAACCCUCUGCUACGAGCUCGAGUAUCCGCGUCUCGAAACCAUCAACUGGACCUCGCUCAACGCCAAGAUUCUCGCCACCUUUGGCUGCAUUUUCCUGCUCACCAUCACCUCGGAGGAAUUCAUCCUCCCCGUCCUAGUCGAUGCCUCGCGACGCCUCGACGAGCUGCAGGCUUCGUCCGGCUCCCUCUCCGAGAUGCUGCUCAUCCUGGCCGAGAGCAUCUCUUGGCUUCUCUUCCCCUUCAUGCUCACCUUCCUGCUCACCUUCCUCGUCGUGUUCGAGUACGUUCUCGGUGCCUUUGCUGAGAUCACCCGCUUCGCCGACCGACACUUCUACGCCGACUGGUGGAAUUCAACCGACUGGAUGGAGUUUUCGCGCGAGUGGAACGUGCCCGUCCACUCGUUUCUGCGUCGUCAUGUCUACGGCGCGAGCAAGCCCCAUACGGGAAAGACGGGUGCCACCUUCAUCACCUUCUUCAUCUCGGCCGUCGGUCAUGAGAUCGUCAUGGCCUGCAUCACCAAGAAAAUCCGCGGCUACGGCUUCGUCUGCCAGAUGCUGCAGCUGCCCAUUUUCAUGCUGCAGCGGACGAGAUGGGUGAGAGGGAAGGAGACGCUGAAGAACGUUUUCUUUUGGUGCUCCAUGAUUUUGGGUCUGAGCUUGGUGAGUUCCCUUUCCAUGCCUACCGGUGUAUACCAGUUCGUAUUGCCUUGCUAA